CGCGCGCGUAUUGCGAAUCGCGCGAAUAUCGAUGCCGGGAGGCGCCGACGACUUUAAGACGGCUCUCACAUCAUGUACAAAAGUACAAAAAAAAUCUGACGAUUGCAAACAUCAUUCCUUCGCAGCGUUGAAGAAAAAUUUUCCUAUUUCUUCCCUAAUCCAUUCAUUUCUGAAGAUUUCUGCGAACGAUAUUCAGCGUUCUGCGUGUGGGCGAUGGAAUUAUGAAGUCAAAUUCCACCUUGCUCCAGUCAAUUGAUGAAACUUGGCGUAUUCGCGAGGGCCUGCCCGUGGGGUGAUAUCCAGUCGGGUAAGAGAGUCUCGUCUGGUCCGCGUCGAUCAUUACCUGACGGAGCGCGGAGCCGCGUCGAGGACGCGCCGGGAAAGGAAGAUGAGGAUUCACCCGUUUCGUCCCGUUUCUCCUCGUCCUGUCCGGCGUCACUGCGAACACUGAGGGAACACGCCGCCGUCCCCGUAUCUCACCUCGUCGGGAGGGAGUCAGGUCCAUGUUCGCAAAGCGCGUCGGCGAGUCCCCUGGAUCUGGUGGAUUCCGUCGGAGCGACCGGCUGCUCGGCACCAGGUCCAGGCUUUUAUCAGCGGUUAAAUAGAUAGCGACCGUCGGCUCGCCUUGGCGACCGGCCUUGGGCGACCAACUACCACGUCAUC
Molecule: messenger RNA, 663 nt
Organism: Pogonomyrmex barbatus (red harvester ant)
Lineage: Eukaryota; Metazoa; Arthropoda; Insecta; Hymenoptera; Formicidae
Source: RefSeq, a predicted model, not a curated record